UCAUAUAAGUAGUCAGUUUGCAGUUGACUACUUGCAGUCACAUACUGGGCAUAGAAGAAACUAGAGAUUCCACAGAGACACAGCACAAAAUUAUAUAAUGCCAAGCUAUAAACUCACGUAUUUUAAUAUGAGGGGGAGAGCUGAAAUUAUUCGUUACAUAUUUGCAUAUUUGGAUGUAAAAUAUGAAGACCACAGAAUAGAACAAGCGGAUUGGCCUGAAAUCAAACCAACUCUUCCAUUUGGCAAAAUCCCCAUUUUGAAAGUCGAUGGAGUUUAUCUUCACCAGAGCCUAGCAAUAGCAAGAUACUUGACCAAAAACACAGAUUUGGCUGGAAAAACAGAACUGGAGCAGUGCCAGGUUGACGCUGUUGUGGACACACUGGAUGACCUCAUGUCACGGUUCCCCUGGGCUGAGAAAAGACAAGACGUAAAAGAGCAGAUGUUCAAUGAGCUCCUUACAUAUGAUGCACCUCAUCUUCUGCAAUAUUUGGACACAUACUUGGGGGAAAAAGAGUGGUUCAUUGGUAACUCUGUAACCUGGGCAGAUUUCUACUGGGAAAUCUGCAGUACUACACUUCUGGUCUUCAGACCUGACUUGCUGGACGUCCAUCCCAGGCUGGUAACGUUACGGAAGAAAGUCCAAGCCAUUCCUGCCAUUGCUGACUGGAUACAACGAAGGCCCCUGACCAGGCUGUAGGAGACGCCGGCUGCCUGCACCUGGUUGUUGCUUACAGCUCUGCUGCCCUCAGAUGAGCCUGCCUCACAGGCAUGCACUGCACCCCCACCGAGGCUUUCACCUCUGCCACGUUCUGUCUGCUUCCAAAAAAAAAAAAAAAAAGAGCAGUUAGUUGCAUCUUUUUUUUCCUUCCCAGAAUAGUUUCACAUCAUUUACAACUGAGGAAAAUUAGUUUAAACCAGGCCUUACUUUGCAUAGGUUCUCACGUGCAUAAAUUUCAGUCACAAUAGCUUAUUAAAUAACACAUUCCCCCCACCCCCAAAAUGGUUUGGACUUCAGUUACCAUGGUGUAUUGACAGUGGGUAAUUGCAUAAACUUUGCUGCUAGCUAUUCAGUCCGCAAAUCACUAUGUAAAUAAGGUGCACAGCAUGACCAUGACCGAUGAAGUCACUUCUUUCAAAGUCUGUUAGGACUGGGCACUGCACACCUGUGUGUUAUUCACGCACCGACGGUCAAGUGUGUAGCGGCACUGCCAGCUUGCUUCUCAGUGAUAAAGCAUCUUGGCAUUUUACACAAACCAGUAACUGAAAAAGGGAACUCACCAACAAAGAAGAAAGUGUAAUAAAGAAAUGAAAAGUGCUAAUACUGGGGUGAAACUCAAAUUGAACAUAAAUGGAAAGAACCGUGAGAAUGCUGACACUGAUGCAGGUCAACGGCCUCCAGACUCCAGCUGUGCAGCCGGCAGAACUGAGCGAGGUGCACUUACAGAUACAGAGGAGGAGAGUGCUGGAGACAAAGAUGAAGAUAUCCCAGAAGAAGUGAGAUGGGUAUAAAACUUUGUAUCAAGAGAGCAGAGAUCAAAAGAAUGAGAAGAUACACCACAGACUGGGUGAAAAUAUUUGUAAGACUUAUGAUAAAGGACUAUUAUUCGAAAAUAUACAAAGAGCUCUUAAAAGUCAACAAUAAAAUGAAUAAUCCAAACGCACAAUGAACAAAAUACCUGAGCAGACACCUCAGCAAAGAUAGAUGGCGAAUAAGCAUAUGAAAAGAUGUUCAAUAUCACAUAUUACUGGGGAACUGCAAAUAAAAACAAUGAGAUUCCACACCUGCCUGUUAGAAUGGCAAAAAUUCAAAACACCAUACAAACACCACCACCAAAUGCUGACAAAGAUGUAGAGCAACAGGCAGUUUUACUCAUUGCAGAUAGGAUUGCAAAAUGGUACUGAGACUGCUUGGCAGUUUCUUACAAAACUGAACAUACUCUUACCACACGAUCCAGAAAUUGCACUCUUUGGUAUUUACUCAAAAAGGAGUUGAAAAAAUGUCCACAUAAAAACCUGCACAUAGAUUUUGGUGGCAGCUUUGUUGAUAAUUCCCAAACUUGGAAGUAACCAAGAUACCUUCAAGUAGGUGAGUGGAUAAGUAAAUGUGGCACAUCCAAACAAAGAAAUAUUAUCUGCUUAAAUAAAAAAAAAAAAAACGAAAACCACCAGGCCAUGCAGACAGGGGAAAUGUAAGUGCGUAUUGCGAAGUGGAAGAAGCCAAUGUAAGAUGGCUGCACACUGGCUCACUGCCCCCCAGCAGCCCGUCCUUUUGCCAACUACCUCCUCUCCCCUGCACACCUUACCCUUGCCUUUCUCUCUCCUAAGCACCAAGCACGCUUCUGCCUCUGUAUCUUACUCCCUAAGCCUACGCAGCCCAGAUGGCUGACUUCUACCACGUCUGUACUUUUCUAAAUAAACUUCCUUAUAGGUAAUUUGAAAAAAUAAAACGACCGCAUACUGUAUAACUGCAGCUAUUUAACAUUCUGGAAAAGGCAAAUUUAUGAAGGCAGUAAAAAGAUCAAUGUUUCUAGAAGCUAAGGAGGGAGGAAUGAAUAGGUACAAAGGAUUCUCCCAUCAAAAUUGCUUUGAAUGGUGGAUUUGUCAAAUGUUUGCCACCAAGAAUAAAACCUAAUAUAAACUA
Messenger RNA from Artibeus jamaicensis (Jamaican fruit-eating bat), 2641 nucleotides. RefSeq names its product hematopoietic prostaglandin D synthase (gene HPGDS). Bases 98 to 697 code for a protein of 199 amino acids. The transcript is spliced from 6 exons. The record is from RefSeq and is a predicted model, not a curated record. Gene Ontology annotation, molecular function: glutathione transferase activity. Lineage: Eukaryota; Metazoa; Chordata; Mammalia; Chiroptera; Phyllostomidae. Gene Ontology annotation, biological process: glutathione metabolic process.